UCGAGGGUGCGGCGCUUAUCUACCGCUUAUUCGCCGCGGUGAAGGGCUGACACAAGCUCACAGCUCGUCGACGAGCUGUCAGCAAGCCAGCACAGCUCGUAGCAGCGUGCCAGCAUCAUGGCUCGCGGGUCUCAGCGAAAUAGGACGAGACGGCGCCUGCGCGUCGCGCUAUCGACGAUAGCGUGCUGCGCGCCCGCGGCCUCGCUCGUCGCUCCCGUCGCGCGAACAGCGCGCGCCAGCGUCCAGCGGUCGGCCUACGACAUGGGCGGCCCGCCCGGCUUCUACACGGGGCCCGAGCGCACGCCCAUCCUCGACAGCGUCGUGGAGCCGCGCGACAUGAACGGCUUGUCGCUCCCGGAGCUCAAACAGCUCGCUCAUGAAUUACGUUGGGAUACGAUUCGGGCCGUCUCGAAGACCGGCGGCCACCUUGGUAGCUCGUUAGGCGUCGUCGAGCUGACCGUAGCCCUCCACAAAGUCUUCGACGCGCCGGAGGAUAGAAUACUGUGGGACGUCUCCCACCAGUGCUACCCGCACAAGAUCCUCACAGGACGUAGAUCUAGAAUGGGCACCCUUCGCCAGCAGGGCGGCCUGUCGGGAUUCCAGAAACGAGCGGAGAGCGAAUACGACUGCUUCGGCGCGGGCCACUCGACGACCUCCAUCUCCGCCGCCCUCGGCAUGUCCGUAGGCAAGUCCCAGAAGGGCAAGCAGCAGAACAACUGCAUCGCGGUCAUCGGCGACGGCGCGAUCACGGGCGGCAUGGCGUUCGAGGCGAUGAACAAUGCCAAUUAUUUGCAGGCGCGCAUGAUCACCGUCCUCAACGACAACGGGCAGGUGUCCUUGCCUACCGGUACUCCUUCCGCCGGCGGCGUCGUGCCGUCUGGUGCUUUGUCGGCCUACACGUCUCGAUUGAUCUCUUCCAAACCUUUCGCGGACUUCCGCCAAGUAGCAAAAGGCAUCUCGUCGUUGUUCCCCGAGGAGAUCCAGCAGAUCAACGCCAAGAUCGACGAGUACGCGCGCGGCAUCGUCACGGGCGGCACGCUCUUCGAGGAGCUCGGCUUCUACUACAUCGGUCCGGUCGACGGCCACGACUUGGACAACCUCGUGCCGAUCUUGGAGAAUCUGCGGGAUACGCCGUCGAACAAGCCCGUACUAUUACACCUAAAAACGGAGAAGGGUUACGGCUACCAGCCGGCGAUGACGGCGUCGGACAAGAUGCACGGCGUGGCGAAAUUCGACGUGGCCACGGGCAAGCAGUUCAAAGGGGCGCCUGCUCCUGCCGGGGCGCCGCCCAAACCGUCCUCGUUAACGUCGGUCUUCGCGAACGAGCUCUGUAGAAUAGCAGAGACGGAUCGCGACAUCAUCGGCAUCACGGCGGCGAUGCCCGGCGGCACGGGCAUGGACAUCUUCGGGCGGCGGUUCCCGAAGCGGACGUACGACGUGGGCAUCGCGGAGCAGCACGCCGUCACAUUUGCCGCUGGAUUAGCGGUAGAAGGCCUCAAACCCUUCUGCUGCAUUUAUUCGACGUUCAUGCAGCGCGGCUAUGACCAAUUGGUCCACGACGUCGUGAUCCAGAACCUGCCGGUUCGGUUUAUCCUGGAUAGGGCCGGUUUGGUAGGAAACGACGGCCCGACGCACCACGGUAGCUUCGAUUUGACUUAUUUAGGAUGCAUGCCGAACCUCGUGAUCAUGGCUCCUGCGGAAGAAGUGGAUUUGAUCAACAUGGUGGCUACCGCCGCGGCGAUUGACGAUAAACCUUCUGUCGUGCGCUACCCGCGCGGCACGGGCUACGGCCUCGAGAAAUUGAAUGAUCUCUUCGGCCUGAACCUGAAAGAAAUGCCGGAGGCCGGCGAGGUCCUGCCGAUGGGCAAAGGUCGGAUCAUCAAGGAGGGUCGAGCUGGUGCCUCCAAAAAGGUCGCCAUCUUGUCCUUGGGCACGCGACUCGCGGCGUCGUGCGAGGCCGCGGCCGAGAUCGAGGGCACGAAUGACGACAUCGCCGUGACCGUAGCGGACGCGCGGUUCAUGAAGCCGCUGGACAUUGAUCUCGUGCGCAAGCUCGCUUCCGAGAACGACGUGUUGAUCACGAUCGAGGAGAACUCGGUCUUAGGAUUUGGCGACUACGUCUUGCACUUCCUGGCGUUGGAAGGCGCGCUCGAUGACGGCAAGCUGAAGUUCCGGCCCAUGGUCCUUCCCGACAGCUUCAUCGAGACGGCGACGCAGUUCCAGCAGUACGACCAGGCGGGCCUCAACGCGAAGCACAUCGUCGGCACGGUGAACAAGCUCAUGGACCGCGCGACGGUGCCGGCCGUCUAGGUCUCUUUCGUCCGUAUUUCCGCCGUAAUACUAGUAGAUUG
Molecule: messenger RNA, 2351 nt
Organism: Pelagomonas calceolata
Lineage: Eukaryota; Pelagophyceae; Pelagomonadales; Pelagomonadaceae
Source: the annotation of a GenBank genome assembly